Molecule: messenger RNA, 750 nt
Organism: Eimeria mitis
Lineage: Eukaryota; Apicomplexa; Conoidasida; Eucoccidiorida; Eimeriidae
Exons: 5
Coding region: 1-750 (249 amino acids)
Source: RefSeq, a predicted model, not a curated record
AUGGCUCCCCUCUACAGGACCGCAGCAGCAUUUUGGCUCGCCGGACUCUUCGGGCUCCAGUCUGUGGCGGCAGCCGGAACAAAAUAUAGAUUCGAGUUAGUAGAAGUGAAAGAAGACGCCUACUUAAUAGCCAAGUUGGCCCGUAAUGGAAAAAUAACUGCUAAGACAAAUACGGUCGAAAAGGAUACCGACCUUCUCGCCGCCCUGAAGGGAAAAAUAAAAACCGACAGUGAUGCCGCUGAGGCGACGUGCUCGACAUUGGUAACAGAAGACCUUAAGAAGGUCUUCCAUGUCACUUUCGAAUACACAGAAAGUCCUGACUACCCUAAACUGGUGGAGGAUACCCUCAAAGCCGGACUGGCCGAUUUCGAGGAAACGUACCCGGCGGAUACAGAAGCGUGGAAAAAGGUAUGGAAGAAGACAAACGCUCCCGGCGUGUUGCAUCUUCUCGAAGCCACUAGCACUAAAAUCGCCUGCGUCAUUGCAAACUGUGUCCAGUCGCCUGCGGUUGAUACAUACGCCAAGUCAAAACAAGAAACAAAAACGACGGCUUUGCUUUUCUGUGAAUUAAGUCCUGCAGCGACAGAGGAACGGCCGGUCUUUAGCGAGGAGUACUUCAAGGAACUUAUUGCACGAAAAGACGAACUAAGCAGUAUGACGGAAGACGAUCUAACCAGCUCUGCAAAUGUUGCCGUUCCCAGCAUUCUAACUGCCGGUUUGGUCGCCAUCCUGGCAGCUAUCUCUGCCUAG